UUAUCCUCUUAGCUCUAAAUGGCCCUACGUUCUUGCACUUCGCUGUCCAUCUUAUUUGUUGUCUAAUACUUGGACUGGAGCGAAAGGAAAUGGAUCUCCGCGAGUAAAAAGAAUCACCGUGGCCACCGUUCAGUUGCGCGCAUUACGCGUGAAUUGUCGGAACAGCCCUCUCCAUCGUCUGUCAGAGCGCCUGUCAGAGCACCGUGGCUGCCCGUCCGUCCGUUAAUGUGUCCCUCCCACUGAUCUUUUGCAGACUGUAAUCUUAUCAGUGUCAAACCGUAGAUGCCCUCUCCUCUCGGACAUACCCUGCACGUCUUUGGAUGGCGUUCGUUCCCAAAAUUUGGAUGAAAAACGUUUGUAUUUAAGAAAACUUUUAUCAGCGACGGGAUUAGCUGCAUUUACACGCGCGUUUGAAUGUGUGGUAAAAUGAACAUUGGUCACUGGUUUUGAAAAUCUCGACCAAAACAAGACAUGGAAUCUAAGUGCAAAGAAAGAAGUCUUUUGUAUCUACUUUUCUUUGCAAUUUGCACAGCCAACGUUUGCUUUUGUGCAAGAAGAUCAAAUGCUCGAAGGUCUGAUCGCCUGAGUCCUCCAUUAGACAUCCAGCUGGAGACAAUCAACUGCACUGCCUUCAGUGUACGAUGGAAGAUGCCCCGGAGACAUGUUAGCACCAUCACUGGAUAUAAGGUUUUCUACACAGAGAUGAAGAAUGGCCGUACAGUAGGGACUGCGUCUAUAAUGGAGGUCCCGCUCAGCUUGGACAUGCUGACUACUGGACAAUUUGAUGGACAAGCAAGCUUUGAUGUGGACAUCAGUAAUCUGAAGGUGAACACUAAAUACAGAGUCAGUGUUGGAGCAUAUGGCUGGGCAGGGGAGGGAAGACCCAGCAUGCCCAGAGACAUCAGCACUGCUUCACAGGAAAUGUGCAUGCCCCCUUCACCCCCCUCCCAGCCCACUGUCAUGGCCGUAUCCGACACAGAGCUGGCGCUAUCGUGGCAGCAAGGCGAGAGCGACGGAAGCGCACCUGUUCUUCACUUCCUGGUAGCUUACAUCAGGCCAGAAAUGGACACAGAGUGGACAUACAUUCGUGAGCCCAUUGAGACUAACUCCAUGGUUCUGAAAGGGUUACUUCCAGAAACAGAGUACCAGUUUGUUGUCAGGGCGGUCAACAAACACGGAGUUAGCCCACCCAGUCCUAUCAACAACCCCGUGCGCACGCUCGCUUCUUAUGGCAGACUUCUGAAUGGAGGAGACACUUUUCAGUAUGUGGUGCAGCAGCCUCGGUACAGACUAACAGGUGCAUCAGAUGUUGGCAGCGGUGACUAUGGGAGUUACAUCACAGAUCCUGGGGUCAAAGAUGAAGAUGGCUUUGACAUUGAUGACUCUGAUUAUGAUAUUUUCAUUGAAGAGUUGAAGCCAUUUCCGGGUAUAAGUCAGGACAACAGGAAGUCCCAACUGCGUUCACACUCUGGUCCCCCAUCUGGUCGAAAUGUUGUUUACCGUAUGAACACCAUGACUCCUCCAAAUGUUACAGCUGCACCAGUUUCCACAACCACAUCAUCCAUCUUUUCAGAGUUUACAGAUCUGCUUUUCCCAGUCACUUCACAGCCCAGUAGCACUCUUGAGACCAAAACUACUGCCCCACUCACUCCUACCAGCAUCCCUUUGUCGACCACCACUUCUACUACGACCACGUCCCCCUGGAAAGGCGAGGUACCUCGUGUGUACGACCUGAGCUGUGAUGAUACUGUGUGUCCGCCCGACAGCUUCUGUCUCACUGAUUACGAAAGCGGCGGUUCGCGCUGCCACUGCAACCUUGGACGAAGAGGGGACACAUGCUCUGAGGCGUUAUCAGUGAAGUUUCCCAGAUUCCAUGGCCACUCUCACAUGACCUUUGAACCCUUAAAAAACUCUUAUCAAACCUUUCAGAUUACUUUGGAGUUUAAGGCAGACUCUGAGGAUGGGUUGCUGCUGUACUGUGGAGAGAAUGAACAUGGCCGUGGAGACUUUACUUCUUUGGCUUUGGUUCGGGGGAAGCUUCAUUACAGGUUUAACUGUGGUACAGGAGCAGCUCAGAUAGUCAGUGAGAGCCGCAUUGUCCUCGGUCAGUGGCACACAGUAACUGUCUUCAGAGAUGGCAUGAGUGGCUGGCUCCGUAUGGACAACGACACACCCAUAUCCGGACGAUCACAGGGUCAGUAUAGUAAGAUCACCUUCCGCUCCCCGUUGUAUGUGGGUGGAUCCCCAAGCGCUUACUGGCUGGUCAAAGCGACAGGGACAAAUCGUGGCUUUGUUGGCUGCAUGCAGAGUCUGACCAUCAACAAUAAGGCUACAGACAUCAGGCCCUGGCCCCUGGGCAGAGCUCUGAGUGGAGCUGAUAUAGGUGAGUGCAGUGACAAUGUGUGCGACCUGGUCAGCUGUGCCAAUGGCGGAGUCUGCUUUGCAAAUCGUGCUGAUGGCUACAUCUGCCUGUGCCCACUUGGCUUCAGAGGAGCACUUUGUGAAGAGAGUUUCUCACUGUCCUCGCCGCUCUUCAAUGAAACAGUGUUUUCAUAUGCCGUCAUCCCAUGGCCUCAGUCCUCACAGAGUUACCUGUCCUUCACUGAGUUUGAGGUGACGUUUCAGCCGUCAACCCCUGAUGGAGUGCUGCUGUACAGUGAUGACGCAGGGAGCGGGGACUUCCUUGCUAUAAACCUGGUGGACAGAUAUGUAGAGUUCAGAUUUGACUGUGGCUCUGGAGGAGCUGUCAUAAGGAGUGAGGAGCAGAUCAGUUUGGACUCAUGGCAUGAGCUAAGAGUAUCACGUACAGCAAAGAGUGGUAUCCUCCAGGUGGACAGCCAGAGACCUAUGGAGGGGAUUGCUGAGGGAGCUUUCACUCAGAUCAACUGCAGCUCACCUCUCUAUAUUGGCGGCGUGCCAGAGUACGAUAAAACCAAGAGGACAGCAGGUGUAAUAAAGCCCUUCACUGGCAUUAUUCAGCAGCUAAUACUCAAUGAUCGCACCAUCCCCAUAACAACUGGAACUGCUGGUGGAGUUAAUGUAGCCAAUUCUGCACACCCAUGUGUGGAAAGUCCGUGUGCCAAUGGAGGAACCUGCAGGCCAAAGUGGGAUGGAUAUGAGUGUGACUGCCCUCUAGGGUACGACGGGAGGCAUUGCCAGAAAGGCCACCGACAUGACAGUUUCUUCUCAUGCAAACUUAGUCCCUUAAGUUUAUGCUUUCUCUCCUUUCAAUGCUUUCAUGGAACAGAGUGUGGGAAUUACUGUUUGAACACUGUUACUGAAGCCAUAGAGAUUCCACAGUUCAUCGGAAGAAGUUACCUGACCUAUGACAACAGAGAUAUCCUUAAAAGAGUAUCUGGGUCCAGAACCAGCCUUUUCAUGCGUUUUAAGAGCACAGCCAAAGACGGGUUGUUGCUCUGGCGAGGAGACAGUCCAAUGAGACCCAACAGUGACUUCCUUUCUAUGGGUCUUCAAGAUGGUGCUCUCAUCUUCAGUUACAACCUGGGCAGUGGUGUAGCCAACAUUGUCGUCAACGGGACCUUUAGUGAUGGAAAGUGGCACAGAGUCAAAGCUGUGAGGGAUGGCCAGUCAGGAAAGCUGACUGUCGAUGACUAUGGGGCAAAGACAGGCAGGGCGCCCGGCAAAAUGAGACAACUUAAUAUCAAUGGACCCUUAUAUGUUGGUGGCAUGAAGGAGAUAGCGCUUCACACAAACAGACAGUACAUUGGAGGCUUGGUGGGCUGUGUGUCCCACUUCACACUGUCCACGGACUAUCACUUAGCGCUGGUGGAGGACGCUGCUGACGGCAAGAACAUCAACACCUGUUCCAACUAGUGAAUGACUUUGGCAGUUUAAGAUUUUCAGCGCUAUUUCCAACCGAACCAUCUGAUUUGUCAUCUUAAAGCUCACUUACCAGCAACAAAUCAGUAAAAACUUAAAUUAUAAUUUGUGGUUGUGUUUUCUUUUUCGUACCAAUUCAGAUCUGAUGACCCUGAGAGGAUUUUUAGAAAGCACAAGUACUUUGUGAAAAGAGAGAGAAAAAGGCAAAGCAAUAUGUUUGAUGAGGAUCUUUAAAAAAAAUACCUUUUGAAGGACUUUUUCAUGGGAUGACUCUAUUUGUAUCUUUAUUUCUUUUCUUUUUUUCUACUGUAAAUCCUUAUUUGAUUGCUGGAAGAACCAAGUGAUCCAAGGGAUCAAAAGUCAUCAUGAACCUGACCUAGAGCAGCUAGCAGAGAUAAACUUCUUUUAGAGGAUUUUGGUUUUGGUUCUAGAGGAUUUCUGUUGUCUUUGUUGUUGUGGCAUUUGUAUUCUUGUUCGUGAUGUAUUAUCAGUCUGUAGACAGAUAUUUUCUAAAAUCUGAUGGAUGUCAGUUUUUAACAACGUUUCUAGUUUUGGAGGGUAAAUACGUCAGCUACACAAAAUGUUGGUUUUAACCUUCUUUUUUUAGUUCACUUGGUCUUUCAUCUUGAUCUCUCAGACGUUAGUAACAUGAAAGUCUAAUGUUGAUACGGUGAGGCAGAUCAAAUCCUCAGUAAAUUAUGUGUGACAGACUGUUGCUGUCAUCUGGCACAAACCACAGUACUGUGGACAUCAGCCUUUGAAUUGUUGCUUGUAACUCUUGAUUAUAUUAUCAAAGUGAUUGAUCUACUUACUCUUCAUGCCUGAAUUUUAUCCUUUAAAAGGGGCAUUCUGCGAAUACUCCAUUUGCAUCUUAUGAUCUAUAUGGUAUGUUGAUGUCCACUCCCACAAAACCAAGACACUGUUGUCCAAAUACACUGGUUUGCCCACGAGAGAUAUCCCCUUGUUUCAAAGAAAGUCUGUGAUGCUCAUCCUUGCAUUAUGAAAAGUGUUGCAAAAGAAGCAAAACUAAUGAAAUCACCAUGUGACUGUGAAUGUCAGCGGUAUCAGCUGACUUCAGCCUCAGAAUAAUUACAAUAGGUUGACUGUACAGAACAUGUAGUAUGUACCAGCUGACUUUAAAAGCUAAAUAACCCUAGAUCGUAGAAAUAUGUUAAUGUGUCUAUGAUCCCGGAUGCGGUGUCUAAAUGUCCAUUUAAAGCUUUAACUUUAAAUUGAUGCUGCCGUACUGGUCAGAUAGUGAGGGCAGGAAAUGUAAAAUCAGUCUGUAGGCCUGACCUGUGCAUAGCCAAAAUGGGAGAAGUAAGACGGACAUCGCGAAUGAAUGUGCACACAAAGAAAACGUACUACUCAAGCCUUAAUGUCUCUCUAAUUAUGUACUCCUGAAAAUGAAAGCAAACAAUUAAGUGCAUCAAAGAGGCGUGUCAAGAGGUAAUCCUUUGUUAUGUGACCAGAGACUGAUUGUUGGCGCUGUGGAAAUUAUGCUUAUCCGGGCUUGUAGACUUGUCCUCUUACAAAAUGAUGAAAUACGUAAAGUAAGCCUGUAUAUGUUUUGGUAUAUUGUGACACCCUCUAAAUAAAGUCCAAUCAAACAGA
This is a messenger RNA of Oreochromis aureus, 5454 nucleotides long. RefSeq names its product pikachurin. Lineage: Eukaryota; Metazoa; Chordata; Actinopteri; Cichliformes; Cichlidae. The record is from RefSeq and is a predicted model, not a curated record. The transcript is spliced from 26 exons. The coding region runs from base 472 to 3834 and encodes 1120 amino acids. Gene Ontology annotation, molecular function: calcium ion binding; protein binding.